CUUAACAACACCGGAAACGGCACCAAUUUUCAACCAAAAUUAACCCGCCACAACUACUCGACCGACCGCGAGGACUUUAUUUUGAAAGUUUGAACCAAAAGUUUUUGUGUUUCGUUUUUGUGUUUGACAGUGAACGCUGGUCUUGUUCGGGACGUUUAGAGAGCAGAGAGUACAACACGCUACCACCGAGAAGAAGUUUGUGAAGAGGUGUGACUGAGUUGAAGUUUUCUUAUGGUUGUCGCACCUCUUAUUCCCAACAAGCCUCCAGCUUUCUUUUCUCUCUGCACUUUUGUUUUUUUUUUAUGACAAACGUGUACCUCAACUAGCGGUCGGGGUGGUUAACCAGGGUCUGCUGCUGUCAAACUUUCGUUGACAUGGAUUUGUUGCACCGACAACGGACGGACUAAGAAGUUUGGGAAUUACCAUCAUUUACCAGCGAGAUACGAGACCCCCAUUGCAACUACUUUUUAAAAGUUGUCAUUAACUUUUUUUAAAGACAUGCAGAAGUUUAAUUCCACCGGUACUCAUGGCAACACGCUACCCCGGGACGCGGAGCUCCAACUGCGGUUAGCUGACAGCGGAGCAGCCGGGGACGGGAGGGAGAACGGCGGUGGGAAGCAUUUCCACUCCCAACAUGAGGAGGAAAGCUCGGUUUGCACCAAGAGGAGGAUGCUUGUCGGUUUGGAUGUAAUAUGCCUUUGUGUCGCCUCCAUCCCAUUCUUUGCGUGUGAGUUGAAGGCAGUGACUCCGUACAGGCGAGGCUUCUUCUGUGGAGACUCCAGCAUCACUUAUCCCUUCGUGGAGAGAGAGGCCAUCCCUGACAGCCUGCUCAUUGCUGGUGGUAUAGCCAUAACUGGCAUAACGAUCGCACUGGGUGAAUGCUACCGGGUGCGUUUCCGAGGUGUAAACUCGCGGGCUUUUGUCCAAAACUGCUAUGUGUCGUGCCUGUACAAGGAGCUGGGAAGCUUCCUGUUUGGUUGCUGUGUGGGUCAGUCUCUCACCAAUAUGGCCAAACUAAGUGUGGGGCGCCUGCGGCCAAACUUCCUGUCUGUCUGUAACAUCUCCUACGCGUCCAUCAACUGCACUCUGGGGAGCUAUGUGCCCAAGGUCACCUGCAACGCAUCUAAUGCGAAGAUGGAGGAGGAAGCAAGGAAGUCUUUUUUUUCCGGCCAUGCUUCCUUCGCAAUGUACACCAUGCUCUACUUGGCAUUCUACCUGCAGGCACGGCUGUCAUGGCGAGGAGCUCGGCUCUUGCGUCCGCUAAUACAGUUCCUCUUAGUGAUGAUCGCCAUCUACACCGGCCUGACCCGCAUCUCCGAUUACCGCCACCAUCCCACUGAUGUUGUCACGGGCUUCAUUCAAGGAGGGCUCACUGCAUACUGGGUGGCAUUCUACAUCUCCUCCAUGUUUAAGCCCUGCGCCCGUACAGACCUGUCUCCCACCAGCAUGUCCCUGGAGAGUCCACUGUCCAGUCAACAAACUGUCUGUUAGCAGGCACAUUCCAGGAAUCAGAAGAUGGACUACAGAAAGACGGGAAGAAUGUCAGAUAAAACAGGCGAGGAGCAGAGUUUUUAAGAAAGGGAAUCAUUCUAAGAGAAGGAUUUGAUUAAAAGGGUAAAAUCUAACAUGUCUUUCGGGCAUACUGAUACACAAACACUCACACAGUAAUCUAAUCACACACUCACACAUGUGAAACACAAGAAGCACAUUUGACUGUAAGUCAAACCCGUCCAGUGAAAUGAACUGCAUAGUAAUAUUACAGAUAUUUUUUUAUAUAUGACAAAAAAAUAAAUAAAAAUGUCUAUUUUUCAAGAGGACUUUUAGAAGCUGCUAAUGUUAAUAGUUUUCUUCUGUGAUGGAGGCAUUUGGUCAGUGCAGUUAGUUAGCUUUCAAAGCAGAACAGGCCACUUUUUGGUCUUGGCUGAGGGAGGAGAAAAUGCCAGUGUCCUUUUUUUGUUUUGUUUUUGAUAUUCUGCUCGGCUUGGAAAACAUCACCCAGCAGCUGCAGUGAACUGAGACCAUAAUGAGACCUCAAAUGUGCCGACAGCUCUGUAAAAAGUGAUAAGGAACAAGCACUGGCUUCACGUUGUAACCAUCUGUAACUUCUGAUGUGCCACUGCACUAAUCAGACUGCCCUGCAUCGCUCUGACUAAACAAUAACCUGUUCGUUAGAAAAGAAAAAAAAACAGUAUUUGAGCUGUAAUACAAUGUUAUCUUUCUUUUUGUGUAACCGAGGUAGUGAUGGGAACGAAUCCCUUCCUCACCACUACCACUUUUCUGUACUAACCACUUUGACUGUGUCUCAGAGGUGGAUGUUUGACUGAAUUUUGUAACCUUCGACCUUUGACUCCAAUCUCUGAGCUGCACCUUGAUUUAUGCCACUCUGACAGGAGAGCCGACGUGGCUGCGACCCCGCCGCCUCUCCUGUGCAUCUUUAUUAAUAGCACUUGAAAGUACAUAAUGGAACCUUCUAAUUAUAAUCAAUAUUAUAUAUUUUAUCACAAGUUUGAAUAAUCAGUGUUUAUUUUUUGUUAAUGUCAGACUCAUACACUAUUUGUUUUUGUUUUUUUCUUGAAAUGAUAAUUAUUCAAAUUGAAUGUAAAUAGCUAUUUGCUCAUUUUAUAAACCACACAGAAUUUCAAAAGUAUUAGUUCCAGUUUUGGACAGUUUUUACAUGUUUAUUAAGUGUUUGUAUUUUGUGUCAAUCAGGUACGGAGAGUUACUGUUGUAUCUGUUGUAACUUCUAGACUGAGCCACAGAUAUUAUCAGAAAGCUAUAUUUUUUGUGUUCCCAGUUAUUGUUUUUUGUUUGUUUUCUCUGUGAAUGCCAGAAAGGCAGAAAUAACCACUGUACUCAAAAAACCAAACCAAUAAAAUGAAUGUUGAAUGUU
Molecule: messenger RNA, 2890 nt
Organism: Centropristis striata (black sea bass)
Lineage: Eukaryota; Metazoa; Chordata; Actinopteri; Perciformes; Serranidae
Gene: ppap2d
Product: phosphatidic acid phosphatase type 2D
Exons: 6
Coding region: 499-1491 (330 amino acids)
Biological process (GO): phospholipid metabolic process; signal transduction; phospholipid dephosphorylation
Molecular function (GO): phosphatidate phosphatase activity
Source: RefSeq, a predicted model, not a curated record